This is a messenger RNA of Ostrea edulis (European flat oyster), 1252 nucleotides long. Its product is annotated as translin-associated protein X-like. The coding region runs from base 109 to 960 and encodes 283 amino acids. Gene Ontology annotation, molecular function: sequence-specific DNA binding; RNA endonuclease activity; RNA binding. The transcript is spliced from 4 exons. Gene Ontology annotation, cellular component: cytoplasm; nucleus. Lineage: Eukaryota; Metazoa; Mollusca; Bivalvia; Ostreida; Ostreidae. The record is from RefSeq and is a predicted model, not a curated record.
UUCCCAACCUGUUGUAAAUUUCUUUCGAUAGCCGGACUGAUUUGGGUACGGAACGACCUGUGAUUUAUUUCUUCUUUUUAUUGAAUGUUAACCCUAGCUAACGUGUAAAUGCGUUUCCAUAACCAGUACACAUGUAUUUACAGGGAACGUCUAGGCCAUGUGCGUCUUGCUUUGGUUUUCCGUCUGUUUGAUGAGGAGAUAGAUGAAAGUAAUUACAUAAUCCAACAAUUCCAAAAAUAUCAAAAGGAACUUGACUCUCGUCAUGACAAACAUGAACGCCUAGUUAAGCUGAGUCGUGAUAUUACCAUUGAGAGUAAGAGAGUUAUCUUCUUUAUGCAGAGGAGCUCAAGUAAAAAUCUUGAGAUGCUGGAGCAAGCAUUAAAAAAGAUUCAAGACAUCCAACAGCAGAAAUUUCUACCAAUGGCAAAGGAACUUCAGGGAGAGGAACCACAUCAGUUCCUGAGAGCCUACACAGCUGGUCUACAAGAGUAUAUCGAGGCUGUUGCAUUUUACCACUACCUCAGGAGCAAAACACUUGUUAGUUUGAACGAAGUCCAAGUGGACUUAACUUUUGCAGUGCCCUCUAGUGACACUGAAAAUUCCCAGGAAAAGACAAUAUGUGUAUAUGUUCCUCCUUCCGAGUACAUGCUGGGUUUAGCUGACCUGACAGGGGAACUGAUGAGAUUUGCUAUAAAUAGUGUCGGCUCUGGUGAUAUGGACACUCCCAAUGAAGUUUGUGCUUAUCUUCAUAAAAUGUUGGGAGGGUUUCAGUCGCUUGGUCAGGUGUCAAGAGAAAUGAACCGCAAGAUUAGCACAUUGAGGCAGAGUUUACAGAAGGUGGAGGCAGCUUGUUACACUUUACAGAUCCGGGGAUCAGAGAUUCCUAAACACAUGCUACAGGAUGUAUUUAAAUCAGUACAGGAAACCUCUUACUUGGAAGAGCGAGAUCUUGAUGAUUAAAACAUUGGUAAACAGAUUGUCAGUCUGAGAGGACCAAGACAUUACAAGAGCAUUUCAUUACAUCUUAUGAUAGUUACAUUGUCUCCUCCAACAUACAACACAGUGGAUCAGACAUUGAUGAUAAGAGACACAUCGAUGUUCUCGUCAUUAAUCAGGAGGAUAAUCACAUUCCUACUCCACUCCAAUUUACUACAGCUCAGGUUAAAUUCUUGCAUCCAAUUAUUAUUUGUUAUUUUGAACUAAAGUUACUUUCAUUUGUAUACAAGAACAAGAAUAAAAUACAAAGAUUUGA